GCCUGAUGUUUUACAAUAAACAUUAUUUUUAUUUAGAAAACAAUAAAAGCAGGAAAAUCUUCUGAUCUGCCAUCAUGAACAUUUUAUUCCGCUGCAGUUCAUUUCAUAAAUAUCUGUUUUAUAAUUUUCUUAUUAUUUUCAGCAAUCUGUUUGAUGUUCCUCAUGUUUACCUGAGUGAGUGAUGACAUCACCGCACACCUCUGAAACUCAAACCGUUUCCAUGGAGUCGUGUUAAACUCUAAAUCAUGUUAAAAUAUUUUCCAUCUCUUUGUUUGGACGUGAACUCAGAGCGAUGUCAGUUUUCUGUUUUUGGUUUUUAGUUCUUCCUGCAGCAGAUGGUCGUCUGGUUCUGGUCACUCCUUCAUGUUUACGACCAGAACCAUCUGACGGGCCGGUACCGCUGCCAGGAUACCUGCGGGAGUCGCUCUGAUCCCUGAGGAGGAGCAGAAAUAAAUCCUCAAUCUGCAGCAACGCUUCCUGUCUGUCUGUCAGACAUGAUGGCUGCAGGAAACAUGAUGGAUUUCUGUUCAGAUCUGGAGGAAAUGAUGUCAGAUUUAAACAAGUUCUCAGGUUUAAUUCAACCAAGAUCUAUAAUUUAUAUUACAUCUAACUCCAGGUGAACAAAAUCACAUAUUAACAGUUUUAUUAUUUAUUUAACUAAACAGGUUUGGUUCAGUUAUCAGGUCAAAUCUCACUGCAGGGACAGUUUGUUAUGUUCCUCCCACCAGAUGAGCUUCAGCACUGCACACACACACACACACACACACACACACACACACAUAGAGUGUUUCCGAUGAAGGCCUGGUCCAGAUAAGCUCUGAAGUGUUGGGCUAAAUGUGGAAGCCGGCGGUGAUGAGGCGAACAGGCGCUGAGCCGUCAGGCGGUUCGCUGCGAGGCGUUCAGGCUCAGUCAGGACAAGUUAGAGGUGAAUCAGCAUCCUGGAAGGUUUUUAAAUAUAAAAACCAAGAAUCCAUUUCUUCAAGGUAAAACCUGAAGGAUCUGCAGAAGUUUGGAUCCAGGAAAACUCAGAGGAAAAGUCGGGACUUUAAAUCGUUUCCUGAAGAACUGAGAGGACGACUGGAGGCGAGGAAGACUCUGCUGGACAUGGAGGGACAGCCAGAGGUCAAAGAAGAGACCAGAAUGGAGGCAGAAAACGACUCGACUGUAGAAAACGACUCGACUGUAGAAAACGACUCGACUGUAGAAAAUGACUCGACUGGAGAAAACAACUCGACUGUAGAAAACGGCUCGACUGGAGAAAACGACUCGACUGCAGAAAAUGACUCGACUGCAGAAAACGACUCGACUGUAGAAAACGACUCGACUGUAGAAAACGACUCGACUGCAUCGGCGACAGACGGAGAGAAAGAACAACUGGAAACAGUGGAGGGAGAGAAAGAAGAGAUUCUAGAGGAGACAGAGGAGAAAAUGGAGGACGAAGAGGAGGAAGACGAUGAAGAGGAGGAAGAGAAGGAUGGAAAAGAUGAAGAGGAGGAUGGAGAGACAAAUACAAAGAAAGAUUUGGGACUUUGGGAAUCUGAGGCUGCUGCAGACCUGAAGCCUCUGCUGCCGGAUCCUCAGUUUAACCGCAGAUGCAGUUUGAUCCUCAGUGAUGUUCACUAUAAGGAGGACUUUGAGAAGAUGAAGGGUCAGAGCCUGUUUGUCCCUGGAGCCGAACUCAUCCACUCCAGGAACAUCAGCGCUGUGAUCUCUGAGUCCAAGUACAAGGAGGACGGGAAGAAGGAGGUGAAUCUGUCCCUGUACUCCGUCCUGCCUGAGACUCCAGAGAUGCAGCGAGCCAAGGCGGCUUCAGAGCUGCAGAGCGAGAUCAGAUACAAAGGGAAUGUGAAGACGGAGAUUUCUUCCUCUCUUUACUCUCUGCUGCCUGAAACCACAGAGACCCAGUUUGUCAGAGAGCUGACGGAGAUGCAGAGCGAGAGUAAAUACAAGGAGGGCGGCAGGAAGAGCGUCUCUCAGAGUUUCUACUCUCAGCUGCCAGAAACAGCAGAAACUCAGUUUGCUAAACGUGUUUCUGAUCUGCAGAGUCAGACCAGAUAUAAGGAAUCGGGGAGGAAAGGCGUGAGCUGCAGUCUGUACUCUCUGCUGCCGGAGACGAUAGAAACGGUUCGAGCCAAAGAGGAUUCUGAGCUCUGCAGCGAGCUGAAGUAUAAAGAAGAAGGCAGGAAGGAUGCGAGCGUCAGCCUGUACGCCGUUCUGCCGGAAACCAUGGAAACGCAGCACGCGAAGGAGGCGUCCAGCCUGCAGAGCCAGGUGAAAUAUAAGGAAGGUGUGAAGGAGAAGAUUCAGCGCAGUUUGUACCAUCAGAUGCCUGAAACUACGGAAACUCAGAUGGCCAAACAUCUGUCAGAGCUGCAGAGCGACACUAAAUACAGAGAAGCAGGAAAGAAGCAGAUCAGCAGCUGCCUUUACUCUCUGCUGCCUGUGACUCUGGAGACGCAACACGCUAAAGAGACGACAGAGCAGCUGAGCCAGCUGAAGUACCAGGAGAGCAGCAGGAAGGAAAUGUCCAGCAGCCAUUAUGCCACCAUGCCGGAGACGUCAGAGACCAGCUUCGCCAGAGAAAUGAGCGACCUGCAGAGUGAGGUUAAAUAUAAGGAGGACGGGAUGAAGAGCGUCUCUCAAAGCCUCUACAGUCGGCUGCCAGAAACGGCCCAGAUGAAGUUUGUUAAAGACGUUUCUGAGCUGCAGAGCGAGAUGAAAUAUAAGCAGGACAGGAAGGAAGCGAGUCGCUCGCUGUUUUCCACGCUGCCUGAGACUCUGGAGACGAUUCAGGCCAAGGAGGUUUCUGAUCUGAUCAAUGAGAGGAAAUACAGAGACUCUGUGAGGAAAGAUCUGAGCUGCAGCCUUUUCCACCAGCUGCCAGAGACGCUGGAGACGCUCCAUGCCAAGGAAGUCUCCGACCUGCUGAGCGAGGUUAAAUAUAAAGAAGACGGUAAGAAGGAGAUGAAUGUGAAUCUUUACUCUGCGAUGCCUGAAACCAUCGACACGCAACACGCCAAGGAGGCGUCGGAGCUGCAGAGUGACGUGAAAUAUAAAGAAGGAGUGAAGGAGAUGCAGAGCAGUUUGUACCAUCGGCUGCCUGAAACUACGGAAACCCAGAUGGCCAAACAUCUGUCAGAGCUGCAGAGCGACAAUAAAUACAAAGAAGCUGGAAGGAAGGAGAUGAGGGCCAACAUUUACUCUCAGCUUCCCUACACCAUGGAGACGCAGAGAGCGAAGGAAGCAGCAGAUCUGCUGAGUGAGAUUAAAUAUAAAGAAAGUGGGAAGAAGGAAAUGUGCGGCUCUUUGUACUCGACUCUCCCCGACACUCUGGAAACCAGCUUCGCCAGAGACAUGACUGACCUACUGAGUGAGAACAAAUACAAAGAGGACGGGAAGAGGAGUCAGUCUCAGAGUUUCUACUCUCAGCUUCCAGAAACAGCAGAGACUCAGUUUGCUAAAACCGUCUCUGAGCUGCAGAGUCAGAUGAAGUAUAAAGAAUCAGGGAAGAAAGAAUCGGUGACCUCUCUGUACUCGACUCUACCGGAGACUCUGGAGACGCAGCACGCGAAGGAGGCGACGCAGCUGCAGAGCCAGCUGCUUUAUAAAGAAGGAGUGAAGAAGGAGCUGCAGAGUCCAGUUUACCACCAGCUUCCUGAAACUCUGGAGACGCAGUUCGCCCGCGAGGUCGGCCACAUGCAGAGCCAGCACAGAUACACAGCCGAAGGGAAGCAGCUUCUCUCUCAGAGCGUUUUCUCUCAGCUGCCAGAAACCAGCGACAUCAAGUCGGCUAAAGCUGCUUCUGAGCUGCAGAGCGAGGUCAAGUACAGGUCGUCUGGCCGGCAGCAGGACGGCAGCAGCUUCUUCUCUGUGAUGCCAGAAACUCUGGAGACUCAACAUGCCAAGCAGGUUUCUGAGAUGCAGAGCCAGGUGAAAUAUAAAUCGGACCUGAAGCAGCUGCAGUCCAGUUUGUUCUCCAGCCUUCCUGAGACGCUGCAGACCCAACGGGCCAAAGAAGUGACUGACCUGCAGAGCCAGGUGAAGUACAAGGAAGGCAGUCAGAAGGAUUCAUCGUCUCUGUACCAGCUGCUCUGUGAGACGCCGGAGACGCAGCUGAGCCGGCAGGUGAUGGAGGUCCAGAGCGAGGUGAAGUACCGGAAGGACCUGGAGGAUUUGCCCUGCUCUCUGUUCUCUCUGCUGCCUGAAACCUUACAGACGCAGUUUGCUAAAGAAAUGGCCGAGACGCACAGCGAGGUGAAGUACAAGCAGGCGGCGAAGGAGCAGACGGCGUCUCCUCUUUACUCCUCGCUGCCUGAAACCCUGGAGACGCGACGCGCUAAAGACGCUGCGGCGCUGCAGAGCCAGAAAAAAUACUCAGAAGAAGGAAGGAAGGAGAUGAGCUGCCCACUGUACGCCCAGCUGGCUGAAACGGCAGAAACUCAGUUUGCCAGAGAGGUGACAGAAAUCCAGAGUGAGAACAAAUAUAAGGAAGGAGGGAAGAAGGUCCAGACGCUCAGCGUUUACUCGCAGCUCCCAGAAACCAACCAGACCCAGUUUGCUAAAAACGUCUCUGAAAUCCAAAGUGAGGUGAAAUAUAAAGAGUCAGGAAAAAAAGAAACGUCCAGCAGUUUGUACUCGAAGCUUCCUGAGACUCUGGAGACGCAGCACGCUAAAGACGCUACGCAGCUGCAGAGCCAGGUGAAGUACAAGCAGCCGCUCAGCGUCUCUCUGUUCCACCGCCUGCCUGAGACGACGGAGACGCAGCUGGCCAAGGAGCUGAGAGACGUUUACAGCCAGGUGAAGUACAGAGAGGAGGGACAGAAGGAGCUGAGCAGGAGCCUUUACUCCCGCCUCCCGGAGACGGAGGAGACGCAGCGGGCCAGAGAGACGGCCGAGAUCCAGAGCCAGUCAAAGUACAGGAAGGACCUGGAGGAUCUGCCCAGCUCUCUGUUCUCUCUGCUGCCUGAAACUCUGCAGACGCAGUUUGUUAAAGAAAUGGCCGAGACGCACAGCGAGGUUAAAUACCGGGAGGCCAGCAGGACGGACAGCAGCCGCGCUCUGUUCCACCGGCUGCCCGACACGCUGGAGACGCAACGCGUUAAACACGUUACUGAGCUGCAGAGCCAGAAUAAAUACAAGCAGAGCGGGAAGAAGUUCCUGUCGUCUAGUUUCUACGCUCAGCUGCCCCAGACUGCAGAGACGGAGCUCGCCGCCAAGAUGGCCGACCUGCUGAGCGAGAACAAAUACAAAGAGGACGGCAUGAAGAGCCGCUGCCACAGCCUGUACUCCCAGCUGCCGGAAACCACCGAGAUCAACUUCGCUAAAACUGUUUCUGAGCUGCAGAGCGAGGCUAAAUACAAGGAGGCCAGCAGGAAGGAGGCGGGCCGAUGCCGGUACCACCGGCUGGCUGAGACUCUGGAGACGCAGCACGCGAAGGAAGCAACGGAGCUGCAGAGUGAGGUGAAAUACAGAGACGGCAGGAAGCAGCUGAGCUGCAGCCUGUUCUCUCUGCUGCCAGAGACCGAUGAGAUGAAGUUCGCCAAAGCUGUGAUGGAGCUGCAGAGCGAGAAUAAAUACAAGCAGAAAGGCAGACAGGAGAUCAGCAGCUCCGCUUUCCACCAAAUGCCUGAAACCAAAGAGACGGAGUUCGUCAAGCAGCUCUCAGAAAGACACAGUGAAUAUAAGAAGGAUCUGGAGGAUCUGCCCAGCUCUCUGUUCUCUCUGCUGCCUGAAACUCUGCAGACGCAGUUUGUUAAAGAAAUGGCCGAGACGCACAGCGAGAAUAAGUACAAGGAGGCCAGUAGGAAGGAGCUGGUUAAAUCUCUGUACUCUCAGCUUCCUGAAACCAAAGAAACUCAGCAUGCGAAGGAGCAAACUCAGCUGUGCAGCGACAAAGCGUACAGGGAGGAGGGCAGGAAGGAAGCGGGUCGCUGUCUGUACGCCCAGAUGCCCCAAACCAUCGAAACCGUUUUCGCCAAGGAGGUGACCAAGACGCUGAGCGACAAAUCCUACAAGGAGAAGUUCAACCGUGAGAAGGGGAGGAGCGACUACAGCAGCAUGAAGACGCUGCCGGAGGUGGAGCACGCCAUGGAGGUCGCCAAGAAGCAGAGCCAUGUCAGCUACAGGUCAGGCAGAGAGGAGCUGCAGCGCUACAACCCGGCGCCCGACCGGCCCGACAUCAUCAGCGCCGCCAACGCAGCCAAGCUGGCCAGCGACGUUGCCUAUAAGCGCAGCUCCAAGCAGCCGGUCUACAGCGAUGGAUCCGUCCUGGACAGAACCGACAUCCUGCAGGCCAAGCAGGCCUCCAGGUUGGCCAGCCAGGUGAAGUACAAGGAGAGCUUCGACCGGCUCUUAAAGGGCCAGCGGCCGCGCUACAACCCCAUGGACUGCGUCUCCUUCAAACACACACAGGCUGCAGCUGCUCUGGCCAGUCAGGUGAAGUAUAAAACCAACCAGAACCAGAGGCCUGAAGGCUCGUCGGACCUGCCCAACCUGCUGCAGCUGGAGCACGCCCUGCAGGCCAGCAAGCUGCAGAGCAACCUGGAGUACAAGAAGAAGUACGAGCAAACCAAGGCCCACUACCACAUCGCCGUGGAUACGGCGGAGCAGCAGCACCACCGGGAGAACGCCGUGCUGCACAGCCAGGUGAAGUACAAGGAGGAGUAUGAGAAGAGCAAAGGACGCUCUCUGAUGGAGUUUGGAGAAACUCAGAGCUAUAAAGUAUCUAAAGAGGCUCAGAAGAUGCAGAGCGAGAGGGAAUACCGCAGGGACUUUGAGGAGCAGGUGAAGGGCAAAGCUUUGCUGGAAGUGGAUCAGACUCCAGGAUUCCUGGCGGCCCGGAACGCCAGCAGCCUGCUGAGCGAGAAGGCGUACAGGAAGGACCUGGAGCAGGAAGUGAAGGGGCGGGGCUUAUCUGGGGUCGGCCUGGAGGAAACGCCCGAGCUUCUGAGGGUGAAGAAAGCCAGUCAGAUUCUGAACCAGAAGGAAUACCGGCGGGAUCUGGAGACGGAGAUCAUGGGGAAAGGGAUGGAGCUGAGCGCCGACGUCCUGGAGAUCCAGAGAGCCACCAGGGCCUCGCAGGUCCAGAGCCAGACAUCGUACAAACAGACGGAGCAGCUGAGGGAGAACUCGUACGGGACGCUGACCGACACGCCGGCGCUGCUGCACGCCUCCUACCUCAAAGACGUCUACAGCCAGAAGAAGUACAAGGACGAGGCGGAGCAGCUGAAGGGUCGGUACCGCCUGGUGUCAGAAACCCCGGAGAUGGAGCGGGUCCGAGCCAACCAGAGACACAUCAGCUCUCUGCGGUACUGCUGGGACUCCAAGCUGAUGAGAGGCCUGACAGCGUCGGUCGCCGAGACGCCGGAGAUCGUCCUCGCCAGAGAGAACGCCAAGAAGAUCAGCGACGUCCAGUACAGAGAGGAGGUGGGUCAUGGUACUCCAGUCAUGGACACACCUGAGAUGGAGCGAGUCCGACGGAACCAGGAGAACAUCAGCUCAGUGAAGUACAGGCAGAGCACCAAGGCCUGCAGCGUGGGAGUGACUCCAGAACUGGAGCGGGUCAAACAGAACCAGCAGAACAUCAGCUCGGUCCGGUACCAGCGCGGCCUGCAGGAGCUGAGGGGGCGGAGCCUCAGCGAACUGGACACGCCCGAGUACCGGCGGGUCAGGCGGACCCAGGACUCGGUCUCCAUGGUAGCGGCCCGGUUGCCGUGGCAACCCGAGUGUCAUGGCACAGAGGGUGGGGCCGCUGCACGGACACUAACCCCCACCUGCAGGGAACGAGGUCACCAUAGUAACGGAAACACAGAGGAGUGUUUUCAUUUAACAACCUGAUGUUUGGGUUUUAUCUGCUCACUGACCAAAUGCACCCUGAGCUGCGUGUGUGUUGGAGUGUGUGUUGGUGUGUGUAUUGGUGUGUGUAUUGGUGUGUGUAUUGGU
Messenger RNA from Poecilia latipinna (sailfin molly), 7941 nucleotides. Its product is annotated as LIM zinc-binding domain-containing Nebulette. Lineage: Eukaryota; Metazoa; Chordata; Actinopteri; Cyprinodontiformes; Poeciliidae. Gene Ontology annotation, biological process: cardiac muscle thin filament assembly. The record is from RefSeq and is a predicted model, not a curated record. Gene Ontology annotation, cellular component: Z disc; focal adhesion. Bases 1105 to 7836 code for a protein of 2243 amino acids. Gene Ontology annotation, molecular function: actin filament binding. The transcript is spliced from 59 exons.